AUGAGUAAGAAAAUGCAAAGCGCCAUCAUCUCUGCCCUCCUGGCAGGGAAGGCAUGGAUAUUUGAUGACGACGAGACUCUGAAGGAGAUAUACGGGCUAGGCCUGGAUAUGUUCAAGGAGCCACACCAGCACCUGUCAGACAAGCAGCGGGUGUCAUUGAACGCCAUGCUUGAUGUUGCAGAGGCAUUGGCCGGCAAAGACCGUUACGAUAUUCUUGAAGGCAAAGAACAGUCUGGAUGGGGUGCAGGGCGAGAUGCCCUAAACCACUGGUUCAAGGAACAAAAGAUUUCUGCAGCUUUCAUAGAACGGAUUGACCAAGCCUUGGAAGUGUCGCAGGUACUACCUAUCCAACUCAUUCAGAGAGAGAAAUCCGAGGAGUUCCCAGAGGUAAAGGAUGCUGAUAGCGGUAAAGAGGAUGUCGUCCUUGCAAUCCUGGGGACUGAAGCAUUGUCGAGGCCAUUGACUGGAGAAUUUCGUGAUGCGUGCAACACCAUCCUCCAUCACGCCUGGGAGCGCCAUCGCAAGCGAUACCGGCGGGCGAAGAAGGCAUUGGAAAAGAAACACAUUAAAUCAAUGUCAUUGGUGAAAAAAAUCGAGGACACAAAAUAUGUCACAAAAAAGAUGUUGUGCGAUGCCACCAAGGCUGUGAAGGCAUACAGGGAUGCCGUUUCAUGGUUUCCCGCUGAAGAGGAGAAAGCGAAUGGCUUGGCUGAGCACGAGGAAUUUUUAAAGCAAGUCGUGGUCACGGCUGUGGCACAGGCGAAGAAAUGGCCAAAGGAAAAGAUUACAGCAGAGAGUUUCAGCUCACCAGCGAGACGACGCGGAGCUUCGCGCGCUUGCAGGGUGAAGCCAGUGGCGCUGGCGGCCGCUGGCGAUAUCGACGAGAUUUGGGCAUUGUACGUGCAACUAUUUGAGGUCGUCCCAGGAGAGGCAUUGGUGCCACAAAUGGACCUUGACGAUCGGAACCCCAGCGGUCAGGACGAUUGGCAACGAAGUGAUGACCUGGGUGUGGAGGGGUUCAGCAAUAUGGACGAUGCCCAGCUCAACCAUCUCCUACAAUUCCCUGGUGGGCGCCCAGCUCUCUUCGCAGAAUUUCGUUCACAGGGCGGAAAAUGUGCGUGGGACAAGGCAGUUUCGUCGGACUUCAUCGAGGGCAAUACGGACAUGCAACCACUGUCGCUGCUGUGGCACCAACGCGUGGGAGUCGCUGCACUAGCGGACAAGAUGUGGCUGAAGAAGGAGAAUUCGGGUGGUGUUCCUGGAAUACUAGUAGCAGACGAUGUGGGUGUUGGGAAGACGGCGCUGAUGAUGGGCGUGAUUGCGAUGAUUAUCGAUGCAUACUGGAUUCAGGAGGUGGUCGCAGGUCGAGGGAAACCCACAGGCGUCACGGUAGAUCUGAAUAAGACGAAUGUGCGCAAGGCACCUAUGCUAGAAGAGCGCCCAUUUUUCGCAGGCCAAGCCACCAUCCCCAGCCUCCCUCACGUCAUUGUGGUGCCCAACUCGUUAGUGGGUCAAUGGUAUGCUGAGCUAAGGACCUUCUUUGCACCGAAGGCAGUGGAAAUUUAUGAGUAUCCGACUGCAGAAAAGCAGUUCCGUGCAUUUUGGACAGGCGACUGGGCAACUUCGAAGACACCGCUGGUGAAUCGUGUCAUCCUGGUGUCUCAUUCAGUGAUGACAACAUCAGGGAAGGCCUUCGAUGUCAGGAAAGGUAAGGCCGGCAAGAACACCGGAAAAGCCGCAGAUGCGCAGCGUCACAUCAAAAGUCAGGCGCUGACGAAGACCUGCAUUUGGUUUGAGCAGAAGUUCCUCACAUGUGUAGUCGAUGAAGCUCACGUAUUCCGCAACCCAACUGCAAAUUUUUAUGCGCUCCUGGAGCUCACGAAAGCGGUGUUGGUGUCCCUGCUACCUACAGCCACACCACUAUAUACAAGUCCCAAGGACUUGUGCAAUUUGGGUCGACUGGCACGUAUACCAUACUUUUGUGGGCACCAAGGAGACGAUCGUGAGAAGGAGCAUUGGAAGUCGCUGCGGGCGGCACGCAGUGCAAUCAGUCGCCAAGACAAAGAAGAAGCAGCAACACACACCGUCAAAAUAUUAGCUGGCGGGGCAACAACAGCAACAACAGAGUAUGAAGAAUCAGCAUCCACUGCGCGUGCGCGCGACGUCACAAGGGAGUGGAUCAGUGACAUCAAGCAAGGGUACAGCGGACAUGUGAUCCGACGCACAGUUGAAUCUAAGACUCACGACGGGAAGAAGAUCAACGAUAUGUUGCCCCCGUACCGUAUGAUAAUUGUCCCUGUGCACAUGAAGGGCGAUGAGAUGGAAAACAUCAAUGAUGGCUUGGAUCGCAUUUCCAACAAGAUGAUGGAAGGUGACAGUGAAAGCUUUAACACGAAAUUUUACCUCGUAGCGCGCACCAAGGUGGCAUUCCCUCAUCAUACAUCCCCAACAUAUCCUACCGUGAAGACGCUGGAAGAGUGGUCCAAUGUUAGAUCAACUAAAGUCGACGUUCUGGUUACUCUCCUCACUUGGCAUCUGGAGUCUGACGGGCACCCCGUUCACGAGUUUAACGUGGACAGCAAUUUCGGCAAGGAUGAAGGUCAGGAGGUCUACCCCAAUGCUCGGAAUCAGGAGUUCCCGCACCUGAUGUCCAUGGGGAAGCGCAAGAUUCUUGUUUAUACGGAGUUUCCUAUGAUGGUACCUCUCCUCUCCUCUGUGCUCAAACUGCAUAACAUUGUUCCGCUGACACUCAAUGGGAGUCAUGGCGUGGAUGAACGAAAUGAAAUCGUCAAGAAAUUCAACGCGGAUCCAUCAGCGCGCGUCCUCCUGUUCUCCAGCGUUGGUGCCGUGGGACUUAACCUUACAGUUGCCAGUGUGGUCAUUCUCUUUGAUCAGUGUUGGUCCCAUAUGUUAGUGAACCAAAUAAUUGGACGUGCGUGGCGGCUAGGGCAGCAGGAGGUUGUCUUGGUCUACAACAUGGUGGCGCUAGGUACCGUCGACGUGCUUAUGGUUGAGCACGGUGAAGGGAAAGGUACAAUGUUAGAGCAGUUUUUGUCUGUCAAUCCAGGUAUGCAUAGCUACUUUUGUGUAAUCAUCUCAACUCACCACACCAACAAACAUAACACAUUCCAACCCUACCAACCCCACCAACCAACCAAACCAACCACCCCACCAAAUCCUACCAACCAACCAGGGAUUGCAAAUCGCUUACAGCUGGCGGCCGCAGGUGGACGGCACGUCCAAGACUGUGACAAUGACGGUGAGGAAGAUAGCACUAGUGAUGAUGACACUGAGGCGCAGGAGACAAGCCCCAACGCACCAUCCCAGCCAGUCGCUGAAUCCCCGCGGGACACUGUCUCUCGCAAGUUGUACACGCGGCCUGCCAAAGUGAUGAAGACAGGCAGCAAAUGCAGUGAAGAUGGUGAGGUCUUGGACUUGACCCUUCCUGAUGAUAGCGAGCAACCUGAACCUGAACCUGAACCCAAUGGCGGCCUCCCUCCACUACCUGCAGGAGGAAGUUCACCACUUGCCGGUCCCCUGGGGGAGCUGCCUGCCGCUGGAAACAAAGGUGAUCCUAAACAUGUCACCGGAACUGGCAGCGGUUCCCAUGGGCAACCGCCUUUAAUGCAGGAUAAACAAGGCAAUGCGCGCGCUGAUGCACCAUCCUCCAGCAGUCCCAAUAAGGAGCCGUUAAGCCAGCAUAUAUGUACGACACGCGCAGGGGUGGAGUUAAAGCCCGAGACGCGCCUGCAGCCCCUUGUGGGGGCCACAAUGGACAAUGACUCUAAUUUUGCCGAGGUUCACAAUGAUGCGUCUCUCUGCGACGACGCUAAUAUGUUUGACCCAUUGACAAUGGAGAACGACAUCCCAAUGUCGCCCCAGACAUGUGUCCACCAGGAGCACGAGCUGAUGGGUGGCCUACUUGACGAGCCGACACAGAUGAUGUCAAGAGCAUCGCUGGCGACUUCUCAGCCUAUCCAAGAUCACACCAGCAAUCUAUCACAUAGUCGAAGCUGGAAAACCAUCGCUAAACGGCGGCGCAGCAGCACCGCAUCAUCAGGCUCGUCCUCCACUAACCCUUGUCCUCCAAAGAGUCCACUGCAUAUUUCGCCUCCAUGGAAAAAGGUUGUUGUGCUUGCCUCGCGGGCAAGUUCAAACAUUGUCACGCCUAGCACAUCUCGGCCCUUGCGAUCCUACAGUGCCACCCCUAUCCCUACGAACGCUCCUGUCCCUCGUGGUGCAAGGAUAGGUCCUGGCUUUUUCCGUGGUAAAGGAACAGGCAAUUAUACCCGCGGCACUCCUCGCUGA
Suillus clintonianus is the source of this 4308-nucleotide messenger RNA. RefSeq lists its product as uncharacterized. Lineage: Eukaryota; Fungi; Basidiomycota; Agaricomycetes; Boletales; Suillaceae. The record is from RefSeq and is a predicted model, not a curated record. The transcript is spliced from 12 exons. Bases 1 to 4308 code for a protein of 1435 amino acids. Gene Ontology annotation, molecular function: ATP binding; ATP-dependent chromatin remodeler activity.